Messenger RNA from Talaromyces atroroseus, 2721 nucleotides. RefSeq lists its product as hypothetical. The coding region runs from base 1 to 2721 and encodes 906 amino acids. The transcript is spliced from 6 exons. The record is from RefSeq and is a predicted model, not a curated record. NCBI's taxonomy places the organism in Eukaryota, Fungi, Ascomycota, Eurotiomycetes, Eurotiales, Trichocomaceae.
AUGUCUCGAAAGGAGGCUUCCCGCAAUACCAUCCUUCCCAAGACUCUGAAAGACUUACGUCCUACAAAGGACAUCCCAAAACCCCCUCCUGGUACUGAAAAACAAUCCAGCCCGGAUGACCUGUUAUGGAAGGAGGAGGAUCCCUCUAUGAAAUACCUCUUGUCUCAUAAGUUCAAUCAAGCGGGCCCAGGAUGGAUUGGUUUCGAAAAUUGUCAAGGACUCCGCACGGUCUUUGUCAAAGUCGUCAAGGCCACGAGGCACCAAAAACUUCAUUUCCACAAAACCGAUCAGGCCAACCUGAUCAACUUGCAAGAAGUAUUUCAUUCAAAGGAGUUCACCUAUCUGAUUUAUGACUUUGAUCGCUGCGAUCUACCAUUGUCUAUGGUCCAUGCUAGUCCAAAUGUUCAAUUUACCGAAGUUGAUAUCGCUAUAGUCUGUCGCCAAGUCCUCACAGGUCUUCAAUAUAUCCAUGAAAAACUCAAGAUCAGCCAUGGGUCUAUAAAACUUUCAGAUCUGCUGCUAGCCAAUAUCGGACAAAGCAUGCUCCAAGGCAAGACUUUAGAGCACAAAAGAGAAGACCUAAAAGGACUUGCGCUGGUUCUAAUUCAUUUAAAAAAUCCACACACGAUUUUGGAAGAUGGGAGAACACAUGUUAACAACCCAAGAGACGUGUCGCGUGAAGCUUACGAGUUCAUCGACAUGACAAAGAGCGCCACCUAUCGAGAACUGUUUCAAAAAUUUCUACACAUUGUCAUCAUGGAUACUAGCUCAUCAGAUUUAGCCACAUAUUUUCGUGGAUUCGCCAAAUUACAUCUAGGUCACAUUGUCAGUGAUACCUACAAUGAGAAGAACGUGCGUCAAUAUCUUCGCCUCUUCAAAACCGGUCAAUAUUCACGUGAAGAUCCAUUGCAUACGAUUGCGGUAACCAUAGUGUCGGAGACCCUAGUUAGAGCGGUCUCACAACAUGGCAUUGAUGCGAGCACACUGUACGAUCCACGGACGCCACCGCUUCUCACUCUCGAGCAAGAUAUUCAAUUGCCGUGCCUCCAAGGGCGAGACCUUCUGGAAGCUGCUAAACGCUCCCUGGGUUUUGGUGAGAAGUGGUGGGUCGUUCGUCUCUACUCAGCUGAUUCUGAGAUUCUUCAGUCCUUGUGGUCACAAGAUAACCGAAGUGUCAUGGACUGGAAGGCAAAAACCGGCACAAGUUAUACGUAUGUCAGACGCGUCUACGAGAACCGCGAUUUGCGAUAUGCGAUUGGCGCAUUGCUUCCAUACACGGGGCUAUGGGAUUCAUUCACACUCCGCAAGUUAGAUUAUGUGAUAGGCUCACAUAGCCUUGAGGAGAUGGCACACUAUCUACAGAAGAUCUAUAAACAAUGGUCAAUUCUUGAAGCACCCGUCGUCGAAUCGGCCUCCGUCGAUCUGAUUGAGGGCAAGGAUUCAGAGAGAACGCUACGUCAAGCAUUACUUGGCUCGUGGAACCAAAUACCCGGCGAGGACGUAACAAUUCAGGAUACUGAAUUCUACUUCGAUAAGAUCUCCCUUAACAGGGUGGUUUCCGAAUUAGAACACCGGCACGCUGCCUGGAUAUCAUACUUGCAACUCUGGAUGUCUGCCUUCCGGCAUUUCAUCGAUCCGCGACGAGGAAAAGAGGGCGAAGAGCCUGGCGUACAGCCCUUGUUGGAUAUCCAAGGGAAAGCAGAUUUUGAGUUUGUGGCUAAUAAAUUGGGAUUCAACAAGCGAUUUCCACGUUCCACAAGAUACCCUGUUUUUCAGUACAUAUCCAGAACAUUAACGAACAACGGUUCAGUGGAGUCUGAGAGAGUGAGCAAUGUCAGAGAUAGAUUUGUUCAGACCUUCCCAGAAUCCCAGGACUUCAGUCGCGCAAGGGAUAUAUCUCACGAAUGGAGCACUAAUAUUGACGACCAAAAAUCCACAUUCCGAGCCGGGAGACCAGAAGUCGAGGAAUUUCGAAAAUUACGGCAGUACUUUUAUUUUAAAAUCGUCGGUAAUGAUGAUGGAUCGCCCAAGUCAUACCCGACAGCUAUUGCUGUUAUGAGAGAGAUAUUCUUCGACUUUUUUGGAAGAUUUUGGCUGGAAUCAAUUUCAAGUCCUGUAGAGAUGGAGCAUCAUCCGGCUGUCUCACCAUCUAUUUAUUCAGUCAGUACUGAAUUGGCUGAACCGGCUCCUCUACUCAUGGAAAGCAAUGGAGUCACAGCUGUUAAUGAGGUCUCAAGGUUGGCAACGCAAGCCUUAGUACCGAUGAACGAUGUGAGUUUGGAAUCGGCGCCGCCAAAAGCAGCAGGCUUUGAGGACGAUGAAAACAUAGGUCCACUUGCGGAAUUAUGCUAUAUUUCGCACCACCGCGGGAGCCGUGAGAUUAUCGAAAAGUGGUACCAUGACCGUGAUCCAGACCUGGUAGUGCUAUUUUUAUUCGAUCGAAGAGCGUUUUAUAAGUUCCGACGAAACUCUAACAAGGAGCUCAGCGAUCGAAUCCACUAUUUGGCGCAGGAAAAUUACUUUUUCGCAAUAUGCGAUAACGUAAAAUCUAUACCAUACCAAGAGACUGUCGCAGCGCUGUUGAAGUUUAGCCUUUUGUUAGUGGGAUCAAAGGAUGGUCCUACGAGGACUAUAGCUCGUGAAGGAGCGUUGACUUUGAAAGACCUUGAAGAAUUUGUUGUUCUUUUUGAUCCUAAGACAGGAAAGAGAAGACCUGAUUGA